AACGCGGUGUUUAACCGGAGGAGUAGUGGGCGGUGAGAGCGGCUGAUGGAUGAUUAGAUUUACGGUGUGGAGCACGGCGGGGAGAGAGGAUGACUCACUCCCGUCUGAUGUGAUGUUUCACCGCGCAACAGUGCGGUGGCACGCCGGUACCUCAGCCUGACACAUCGGUGUUUGCUCCGUCAAUAAAAGUCAAACUUAAGCAAACUGUUAAGAUGCGUUUGAAUGACCCUAAAACACGAUGUUUGUUUCCAACUUGAGUGCUCGUCACUUGGCAGUUAGAAGAGAGACCGAGCGUCGUGAUUUAACGUAUAUUUCGUGACGCCUGAUUGCCAUGGCAACAGUGCUCCUGCGCUGAGAGGAAACUGUCCGUGUUAACUUCAGCAUCAACCUAUUCAAGGGGUCGGAUAAACCUGUUGGAUAUUUCUCUGUGUGUUUUUCUUUUUUGUGUGCUGCUACUCUGGCUUUACUCCAUUUUAAUUUGGCCACAAACAAGGGAAAUAAAUCCAGGAGGAGCCAAUGAGCGGUGCUUCAUUCAGUAGCUGUAUGACUCAUAUAGUCUUAUCUAUAAAGAAGCCAAGUGGCAGGAGAGCAGUCCUGCUGCAGGACCGAGCUGAUGUAACCCCUGAGAUUCACUAGAGGCUGCUGUGGGCCAUGCUUCCCAGUGCUCCCAGUCACCGUCACCACAUGUACACUGAUGACCACUAACACUGACACAGGCUGUUCAUACUGUGCACCCAGCAGAUGCUGUUUACAUGACCUGUCUUUCAUACAGGUGAGAAUUAUGGAGCUUCAAACUGAGAAGAGGUUCCACAACUUGACCCUCGAGCAGGUCCAGGCUCUGGACAAAGUCUUGACUGAGGUGAUCCCCAUCCACGGACGAGGGAAUUUUCCUACAUUGCAGGUGAGAGCGAAAGACAUCAUUCGUGUGGUGAAGGAUCGGCUGGUGGAAAGAGACAUCCAGGUUAGAGAUAUACGCCUUAAUGGCGCCACUGCCAGCCAUGUCCUGGUGAGGGAUAACGGCCUGGGCUACAGAGACUUAGACAUCAUUUUUGGAGUGGAGCUGCCCAGGCAAGAGGACUUCCAGGUGAUUAAGGAGGUGGUGCUAGGCAGCCUAAGAGACCUCCUCCCUUGUGGAGUUAACAGACGGAAGAUCACCUGCCUGACAAUGAAGGAAGCAUAUGUGCAAAAGAUGGUCAAAGUUUUCAAUGAGCAUGACAGAUGGAGCCUUAUCUCACUGUCUAACAACAAAGCUAAAACCGUGGGGCUUAGAUUUGUUAGUGCCCUUCGAAGACAGUUUGAGUUCAGUGUGGACUCCUUCCAGAUCAUAUUAGAUCGCAUGCUGGAGUCCUACUGGGAGACUGAAAGGAGACAAGGAGGAAAGUUGGCAUUGAAUGCUCAGAAUUUGUCAAAAAGACACAAUGAGGAUGAAAAAAAAGCUCGAGAGCAAACAAGCAUCCCUCAGGUUGCUGCAGGGGAUAGCGAAAAAGACUCAGGAAAGGCAGCCGGUGGAGAAAGUCCAUCUCAGGAUGAAGCAGUUACUGUGCUUGAGAAAGAGCUUCCACAUACACAGGCUGAGCAUGAAGAUGGAAAGCAUGACGCACAGCAGGAACCUGAGGGCAUUAGCUCAAAGCUAACAUCUCGGCAGGAGGAAGGGGAAGUGGAUGGCAUAGAGGAUGUUCAUUCAGAGGAGGACAUUGUUUUUGAGCUAUGUGGAGAAAAUGGCGAAGAGAAAGGAGAGUUUCACAGCGAUUAUCCUUUAGUUUCAUCCCCUAAAACGUUAUUCACAGAUGUCAGGAAUCCGCUGAUGAUGCAUGCAUGUUUAAAGCUUCAGAGUAAAGAAGAGCUAUCAGAGUCACAAAUUUCCCAGACAGCAUCCACAGAGCAUACGGAAAAUUCAGCCCCGCAGGAACGAGUCCAUUGUGAAGAAAUUACUCAGUUUAAAGUAGACGCUGCUGUCUGCAGAACUGAAAAUACUGCAAACCUACAAGAUCCACAUCUUGAAUUCUCCUUUCCUCCCCCAGCUAAGAAAACUUGCAGCACAUCACAGGAUAUUGUACCAGACUAUUGCCCCUCGCCAAAAUUGCAAAGAAAAAUGUCUCGGAAAAUGCUCAGUAAGCCACAACAACUCCCUGAGAAAUGGUCUUUACUGACUGAUUUGUCAGAUCUUACAACACAGCUGUUCCCACCGAUAGAAAUACCCAAACCACUUCAGCCAAAGCCUCCUUUACCGGACAGCGCUAAAGUUAAUUGCUCAAAUGUACCAGGCUCCAUGCAGGAGACCUUUGAGGGCACAGACACCCUCACAGUUCCCACAUACAGUCCAGCCAGCACACCUCAGGGUGGGACUGACUCAAAUGAAACCAUAGAACAAACUGUUAAGCCAAAACACUCGAAGAAGCCUCCCGAUUCAGAGAUUCCAAGCCACACAUGUGCAGCAAACAUCCCCACACAGCCUCAGGUUGAUGAGCAGAGACAUGAGCUGGCAGACACCGUCCCAAACAGCAGUGGGUUGAGCUCAUGGGCCGGGGCGGCAGGGGAGUCCACCAUCACUGUGGAAGCAGAGUGCAUGUACGGAGACUUUGAGCAGGCGAUGGACCACCUCCGCCACCGCCUCAUUGCCACCCACAACCCAGAGGAGAUCCGAGGAGGGGGCCUGCUGAAGUACAGCGACCUGUUGGUGAGGAACUUCAGGCCAGCCAGCGAGACAGAGAUCAAGUCCUUGGAGCGAUACAUGUGCUCCCGCUUCUUCAUUGACUUCCCUGACGUGAGCGAGCAACAGCGGAAGAUUGAGGCGUACCUGCAGUGCCAUUUCAUCGGCAACGAGGAGGCGAGCAAGUACGACUACCUGAUGACCCUGCGGCGCGUGAUAGACGAGAGCACGGUGUGUUUGAUGGGACAUGAGAGGAGACAGACGCUCAAUAUGAUCACAGUCCUGGCCCUGAGGGUGUUGGGCGAGCAGAACGCCAUCCCCAACACAGCCAACGUCACCUGUUUCUAUCAGCCGGCUCCUUACAUGACAGAGCCGAUUUACAGCAGCUACUUCAUCACCCAGGCCCAGCCCCCGCUUGUCUACCACCCCUACCCUCUCCAUGUCCACAUGCAGACUGGCCUGGUGUAGCUACAGUGACAUGCCCACAGGGAGGCAUGAAGGCUACUUUCAGCAUGGUGCUCUGCAAGCAGAGGCACAAAUGGAAGUUUUAACAACAACAGGCAACCACGGGCGCAGUGUUGUUUAAUGCUUUGAAAUCCCUCCUGAUUAUGACAUGAAAGAUCACGAAAGGUCAGAACUGAAAGGGGUCUGGAUGCAAAGCAUGUCACCCUUUCGAGAUGAAGACUUUUGAAAAGGAAAGAAUCGCUAAGAGCCCACUUUUCAGAAAGCUCAGAGAGAGGAUUUCAAUGAACCUGAGGGACUUUGUUUCUGGUUGUUUCAGCUCCGUUUUGGCGGGGCUCUGUACCAGUCACCCUCCCCUGUUGAGGAGAAUGUGAUAAUGUAAUGUGAUGAUUCUCUAUGGCUAGAAGAUAAACUCAUCUAACAUAUAAAAACAUAAUCUAUGAA
Molecule: messenger RNA, 3556 nt
Organism: Thunnus maccoyii (southern bluefin tuna)
Lineage: Eukaryota; Metazoa; Chordata; Actinopteri; Scombriformes; Scombridae
Exons: 3
Coding region: 695-3118 (807 amino acids)
Biological process (GO): mRNA stabilization
Molecular function (GO): poly(A) RNA polymerase activity; RNA binding
Source: RefSeq, a predicted model, not a curated record